GGUUGGUCGCCGUCGGUCAGUAAUUGUGCUGCAGCGUAUUCGUGUGCGCUACUUGACGUUCCGAAGGGAAGAAGGAAGAAAGAUAGUAAUAAUAGAUGAUUGUGUAGCUAUAGUGUGGCAGAAAGUGGGCGAUUCUAGCAAUUUGCAAUUCGAUUGUCUACCCACAGAACAGCGAAAAAGUGAAAUUUUGUACGAAGCUAAGUGCGUGUGGUGAUAAUACAAAAAAAGUGCAUCCAUUCGGGAUCGAUAAGCAAGCCAGUAACGUCAGUGUGAUAUUUCGUAUUCGAUCGAUAAGCUGUGAGGGCCACAGUUUAGCGGGCCGGUGUCACUAAUGUUCCGCCGUCGACGACGACGUUGGGGCGAGAUCGUUUCGUAGACCGCCACUGCGGUAAGUGUGCGGGCGCGGUUGUCCAGUGUACCGGAAAGAACGGAGGAUCGAUAUAGAACCGGAGUCGGAAAACCCCGGUUUGGAUCCAUUUUCCACGAUCACGAUCGGAGCGCGAGCGGCCAAACGUCAUCAGUCCCCGUCGUCUGCGCGGACAGGACCGUCACGAUGAACAAGCUCGAGUACUCGCGGCGCAAUGGCACGCAAAAGAUCCGGAUUACAAUUCUCUGCGCCCGUAAUCUGGCCCGGAAAGACUUGUUCCGACUGCCCGAUCCGUUCGCCAAAAUUCUCGUGGAAGGUACGACCCAGGAGUACACGACAGAAAUCUGCAAAGCAUCGCUUGAUCCGCGCUGGAACUCACACUACGAUCUGUUCCUCGGCAAGAACGAUAACAUCAUCAUUUCGAUCUACAACCACCGGAAGCUGCACAAGCGGCAAGCCUUUCUCGGCUGUGUGCGGAUAGUGGCCUCCGGCAUCCAGCUUCUGCGUGAUACGGGAUAUCAACGGUUGGAGCUGGUGAAACGCUCGCAGGAUGAUCCGGAUCCGGUCAAGGGGCAGAUCAUCGUGUCGCUAAUGUCGCGCGACAGUGCCACCGGUGGUAAUCCGCUCGCGAUCGUUAGCCCGGCCGGGGAUGUGCGGGUGCCGGACGAUGAUGAUGCGACGGACGAUACGCUCAUCGUCGAGCAGCAGCUGCCCCAGGGCUGGGAGGAACGUUCGACACAGAAUGGCCGCACGUACUAUGUGAACCAUUACACCAAAACCACGCAAUGGCCACGGCCAACCGAACCGGCCGGUCCGCCGGCCGGCGGCCGUCAGCCGGCGAACAAUGCAGCCGUCAACGGGAACGUGAACGGUGGGGGCGGCGGUGUGCCCGCGCAACAGCAGCACAUUCUCGGCAGUCCGACCAACACGCCGGCUAACGGGGCCGGUGAGGAACCGGGCUGUCCCACGAUACCGGCCGGUCCGUCCAAGUCGGCCACAAACAACAGCAUCAAUAGUAUUCAGUCGAACGAUUCCGGUAGCCGGCGGCAUUCGGCCGAAAUACUGGUCAGCUCGAACAAUAAGGAAAACUGCAUCAACCAGCACCACCAUCAGCAGCAGCAGCAGCAGCAGCACAAUGGGAAGGACCAUUCACAGCGCAACGGCGGCGGCAAAGAUGUGGACGGCAACAACGGGUUGGUAAAUGGUAACGGUGGUGGUACGCCCGCCCACCACAGGCACCGAAAUGAUGCGAAAAGCCCGGUUCGCAUACAGGACGAGUCGAUACUGAUCACGCCGAGCUCCUCCAAUACGAGCCCGUUGAGUGAAAUUAAUAGUCCGCUAACGUCACCGAAGCAGCAGGACAUUUCGCCCCGUUCUGGUAACGGUGGAAGGGAAACGCAACAAGUCACCGGAGUAACGAACGCCAUCGGAGCUCUUGCGAUCGACACACCGAGCACGGUUCGGUCGCCGACCGGCACGAAUGCAACCACCGGUGGACAGUGUGUGGUGGUGGUGAAUGGUAGCGGUGGUGGCGUUACUAACUUCAGCAGCCCCAACCAUCAACAUUCGCGCAGCGGUGGUGAUUCGAGUGUACCCGUUGGAGGUGGACAAACCCAUCCAGCAGCGAAACCCACGGUGCCUUCGUACUUGCCGCUGAAUGCGAGCAACAACACCAAUGGAGCAGCCGCCAACAGUACAUCGAAUGGCGUUAGCAAUCAUAGCAAUAGUUCUUCCGGUCCCGACACCAUCGGUGGUGGUGGUGGUGGGACGGGUGGCGGUGGUGGGGGAAGAUCACAACAGCAGCAGCACCAUCACGGAACACCUGCCGGGGAAAGUUGUCAUCGGGAAGGAUCGGCAUCGCGAUAUCAUCGGACCCGUUCCGGAAGGCACGCGGAAGAUCCUAAUCGGCGGCGUACUUCACGCGAUAGGCCACCCCGACCAUCGAUGGGUGUUAUGGGUGGACCCCAAGCCCGGUCUGGCGCACCCUUCAUCCGACCAGCAGUAGAUCUUCCCCAUGGCUAUGAAAUUCGAACAACCCAACAGGGACAGGUGUACUUCUAUCACAUACCAACGAAGCAGUCUACAUGGCACGAUCCACGAAUACCGCGCGAUUUCGACACGCAAAACCUAACGACGGAAACGCUCGGUCCACUGCCGCACGGCUGGGAACAGCGGAAAACGGCAUCCGGGCGGGUGUAUUUUGUCGAUCACAACAACCGCACGACGCAGUUCACCGAUCCACGGAUAAACAUGCACAUCCUGCAGAUGAUACGGCGGCAGAACAGUGCGACCGCAUCGCCACCACCGGCUACCGCUACUACGACCGGCAGCAACGGAUGCUCGUCGGUUGCGCUGUCACCGCUAUCCGGCGCAGGACCGCAAGUCCCGAACGGUAGUGGCGGCACGAGCCGACAUGCAGCCCUGGCGGAAGCAGUCAACGCUAUUACCAACGGAGACGCGCAUCACCAUUCGCCGAGGGGUGCAACCAUAAGCAAUAACAUUCCCGAUCUACCGCAGGGCCUGAUGGACAGUGCCGACCUGCUGCCGAAGUAUCGGCGCGAUCUGGUCGGCAAGAUACGGGCACUGCGGCAAGAGUUGCAGCUGCUACAGCCACAAUCUGGUCACUGUCGGUUAGAGGUGUCUCGAAAUGAAAUUUUUGAGGAGAGCUAUAGACUGAUCAUGAAGAUGCGUCCCAAAGAUAUGCGCAAACGGUUGAUGGUGAAGUUUAAGGGCGAGGAAGGACUGGAUUACGGUGGUGUGGCUCGUGAAUGGUUGCACCUGCUGUCGCGUGAAAUGCUCAACCCCCAGUACGGCUUGUUCCAGUACAGCCGGGAUGAUCACUACUCGCUGCAAAUUAAUCCAGACUCAGGCGUUAAUCCCGAGCAUCUGUCUUACUUUCACUUUGUCGGGCGCAUUCUGGGCAUUGCCGUGUUUCACAAUCACGUGCUGGAUGGUGGUUUCACGCUGCCGUUCUACAAGCAGCUGCUCAACAAACCGAUCACACUGUCCGACAUCGAGGACGUCGAUCCGGACCUGCACCGUAGUUUAACGUGGAUGCUGGAAAACAAUAUGACGGGUGUAAUCGAUUCGACGUUCAGCGUGGAAAACAACAGCUUCGGUGUGCUGAAGGUGCACGAGCUAAAACCGAACGGGGCCUCCAUCCCGGUGACCGAGGACAACAAGCGGGAGUACGUGAAGCUGUACGUGAACUAUCGGUUUAUGCGUGGUAUCGAACAGCAAUUUUUAGCUCUCUCAAAAGGAUUCGGCGAACUGAUUCUUAGCCAUCUGCUUCGGCCCUUCGACGAGAGGGAAUUGGAGCUACUGAUCAGCGGUAUUAGUCAGAUCGAUGUGAACGAUUGGAAGGCCAACACGCGGCUUAAGCAAUGCACCGCCGACACACCACAGAUCGUGUGGUUCUGGCAGAUCGUGGAAUCUUAUUCGCCGGAAAUGCGCGCCCAGCUGCUACAGUUCGUGACGGGUUCGUGCCGUGUACCGCUCCAAGGUUUCCGCGCACUGCAAGGUUCGACCGGUGCGGUCGGUCCACGGCUGUUUACCAUUCACCUGACCGCGGACGUACCGAUCCAGAACCUACCGAAGGCGCACACCUGCUUUAACCGGCUCGAUCUACCGAUGUACGAUUCGUACCAGCUAAUGUACGACAAAUUGACGCAGGCCGUCGAAGAGACGUGUGGAUUCGCGGUAGAGUAGGGAAAGUGUUCGAAUCGUAUCGUACAAGCGUGUGUAUCGAAGCGGUGUGGUGGACUAGUGAGAGAGAUAAACGUGCCCAUACAGCGACAAAGAAACCGGAACGCAAAGCGUGCUGCUGGAACAAAACGAAACGGAUUGAAUUGUUUUCCUUUCGAUUUGGGUAUCCGAGGACGGGUGUACGAAAGGAAAAUUAAUUUACCGUCGUCAAAUGAAUGUCGCCGGCGUAGGAAGCUUACCUUUAUCUGUGUGUCGAUUUGCGUUCGCACAUGAACAACUGUUGGGCUAUUCAGUCGGAAUAAGUUACCCCGAAUGAAUGAGCCGGUUGAUUUGUGGAUGAAAACACAAUCGUUGGUGUUUAACUUUUAUGCUUUUAACCGUACCGUUUCUUUUGCCGUACAGCUAUCGCUGGAAUUGUCGGAGAGUUAUUAAAGAAGAAAAAACAAUACAACAAUAAAUCUACAACAAAAAAAAACAUGCCUAGUAACACAAUGAUAGACCGUGCUAGAUAGAAUGAAGAGGACUGUUUGACAAAUUGAAACAAUUAACAGCUAGAGCUCUCGGUGCGUAUUGCGCAGGUUGCAAAGGUUUUUGAGACGCGAGAGGAAUUGGGUAGAAGAAAGGAAGGAUUGACUUAUCCAAAUGCCAGAAACGUGUGUACAGAGUGUGCCGAAGGGAGUUCGAAUGUGGGUCCGAGGAAGCAAAUAAUGAGUGAUAUAAUUAUACACGUAAAUAUAUAUAUAUAUAUAUAUAAAUAUAUAGUAUAUGUCAUAUGUUACUAUAGAUGUUAUCUGUAAAAAAACAGGUGUAAACAAAAACACAAAACACCGCCCCAUAAAAGGUGUGUAUGUAUGUAGAGAGAGAGAGAGAGAGAAAGAGAGAGAGAGAGAGAGAGAGAGAGAGAGAGAGAGAGAAAAAGAGGGAGGAAACAAAACACUGAAUGGAUGACAUGAGAAAGCAAAGGGCUUCACGUUUGGCUCUUCAGGGAACCCGAACUCCCGUAACGAUCGUAGGUCGAUAAGUUUAGCUCUUGUUUUGGCAAGUGCUUCAAGCUUUAAUGUCAGGAUUUUCGUGAGAUUAGUAAGCAGAAAAAACACAACGACGAUGAUGCGGAUGAUUGUAUGCCAUGGAAGAUUUGAAUACACAUAUCGCCCUUAGCGGUGUGGGGUGCGCACCUUGGGUCAUGCUAAGCACCCCCUGAGGGUUGCUUAUUACAUUGUUUAUUUAUUCUUGUUUCGUAUCAGCUUUCCGUUCGACAAACCCUUUACGCCAAUAGUAAAACAAUAAAACACUUCCCUAGAGAAAAGAAAAUUCCUUCCCAAUUUGCCAAUGUAGUUUUUUCUUCUUUGCUGUAAAUAGAUUUUGUACAGACGAUAGGAGUUUUUUUUGUGAUAUGUGGUGAAAAUUCAAACCCUUUUUUUUAACCCAAUUUCGCACUAGGCCACACUCAGCAAACAACCUAAUGCAGACUAUCGUCUAUACAAAGCCACUGCAAUUCGUUAAAUUAAAAAAAAACUCUUUACAUUACUGCACCUAGGGGGAAAAGCGCUUGCAUUUAAUAGACACACACACACACACUGUUUUCUUACACCUUUUUCAAUUUUCAAACCAAUUAAAAAGUACUACGGCUAAUAGAUUCCAUUUUCCGAUUCACAAGUUGCGGGCUUCGUUCAAAAAUGCUCAAAAUUUUGUACCAAAAAAAAAAGAACGUGCAAAACGCAAAUCAAAAACUACACUAAUGUCUAAAUAAACGAAUAAAAUAAAUAAAAACAAAUACAAAAAACACAACAAUCAAAAGAAUUUAGCGAAAACUAUUAUAGAACAUGUUUAGAACCCUCCAAUUUUCGUACGUCGUUUUAGAAGAACAAAACAAAUGCAAAAAAGGAAAGGGAUAUUUUAAAACCCGGUAAACACAUGCAUAGGAAAUUAAAGUAAACUGCUAAAAAUGGAUGGGGGAAUGAUCGGCUUUAGAAGAACAAUAUCUCGUACGCAGCGCCACUAGGUAACACUAAUUAAAGGAAAAAAAACGUUAUAAACAUUGCGCAAAGACUACUGGUAAGAGUUAGAGAAACAAAAAAAUCAAACAAACAAAACGAUGUCCAACAAAUACUAGUAACAUCAUUUUCUUAUAGCAAACCGAAGCUCAUUUAGUUAGCGUAGUGAAAGUGAAACAAACAAAACAAGAUC
Anopheles moucheti is the source of this 6259-nucleotide messenger RNA. It is a transcript of the gene Smurf, whose product is annotated as E3 ubiquitin-protein ligase SMURF2. Gene Ontology annotation, molecular function: ubiquitin-protein transferase activity; protein binding. NCBI's taxonomy places the organism in Eukaryota, Metazoa, Arthropoda, Insecta, Diptera, Culicidae. The record is from RefSeq and is a predicted model, not a curated record. Bases 554 to 4075 code for a protein of 1173 amino acids. The transcript has 13 exons. Gene Ontology annotation, biological process: ubiquitin-dependent protein catabolic process; negative regulation of BMP signaling pathway.